Molecule: messenger RNA, 5708 nt
Organism: Apus apus (common swift)
Lineage: Eukaryota; Metazoa; Chordata; Aves; Apodiformes; Apodidae
Gene: SGPP2
Product: sphingosine-1-phosphate phosphatase 2
Exons: 6
Coding region: 2513-3559 (348 amino acids)
Biological process (GO): sphingosine metabolic process; phospholipid dephosphorylation
Cellular component (GO): endoplasmic reticulum membrane
Molecular function (GO): sphingosine-1-phosphate phosphatase activity
Source: RefSeq, a predicted model, not a curated record
UUGUACAGAACUUUGUCAUCUCAUCACCUCACUUCAAAAUCUUUACUUCUUUCAGCUAAGCUGAGAAAGGUCCUUUUUAUUCCCUGUGAGGUUAUUGGGUGGUUGGUUCUGACAUUUAGUACCAAAGGCUCAGUUUCAAAAUUAUGUGUUCAGUAACGUGUCAAAUAAAUUAAAUGAGAAUGCAUGAAUAUUACAAAAAGAGUACUUGGAACUCUUAGUAUUAAAACCAUGCAAAUUUUAAUAGUUUAAUUCACAAUAUAAACAGUGAAAAAUGCAAAUUUUGGAAAAAUUAUGAAGGAAGAUGAAAGUAAGAGUUGGGCUCUGAAGUAGGGAGGGUAGGAAAAAAUAUAUGGGAUGAAGCUGGGAAAGAAGUUUUGUCCAAAGCUUGUUGAAAUAGAGUGCACCCUGAUACUGAUGAGUUGAUGGGCUUUCUCUCUUCAAUGCAUGACCAAGGGAUUUCUGUGUCUAGCCCUAAGUGUCUUCAAAUGGUGAAGAAGGGAUUGUGGCAAAACAGUAACUCAAGUCCCACCCCUCUGGCACAGCCCACAUCCCACCCUCAGGCUCCGUGGGUCACGGUGUGCUGGUGUUCCUAUCUCUGCCUUGUUCAACCCUCAUCACCCCUCCAGGUAUGAAAGAUAUGAAUAAGUCCUUUUCCCCUGGUACCAGAGACAUCUCUUCAUGCAGUGGCUCUACGGUAAUUUCAGUGGAGGCUUCAGUUUGUCCAUGUUCAAGUCAUCUCAAUGUGUUUGUUUCUUUUGUUUGGAAAACUACAGUUCUGCCGUGUGUGUAUUGCUGAUAAUUCACUGCUGCCUGGAAGGGCUAACAGCUGCAGUAGCUGUAAAGUAGGAUCCUCCACAGUGAAACACAGUGACUAAAAAUUAUGCUCCUAUUUGCUCCUUCAGACCCGUUCCUUUGGCUUAUGAGUCAAAACAAGACUUGUCUGGCUGUCAGGAUUGCAAACUCAGGCUGGCAACUGAAAACUGAGCUGUGUUCUCCUAGCAUCAUUAUCUACCCCCAGUUGUGGAAUUUGUACUUUGCUCUUAGCUUUGUUGAUGCUGGAGGCAAAAUUAUCCACUGUCAUGACAGUGACACCCCUUGUUAAGGAAAUGCUUUCAGCAGAAGGCACUAUUUUCAGAUUUCUCAAAAGUUAUCCUUUGUAUUCCCAUUUUUCAUGCUUAUCCUCAGCCCAGAGGUGAUUUUUUCCCUUGUGAAAAUGUAGCUGAGUGCUGACCAACUAUUAGUAAGAUAUUUUGGCUGUAGAUGAUGUAGGUUCUUCAGUUAGAGUUUUUAAAACAUUCUUUGCAGCUUCACAGUUCAUAAAUAGCUUGUUUUAAACCCUCAGAAUGCUGCCCAUCUUGUCCUUUGCAGUGAUGUUGAUUCCACAGUUUUUACAGAAAUCUGCCUGAGUGUCAGAAAAUCUAUAUAGGCCACACAAAUUGUGGGACAGUUCUUGAAGUUUUUAUUUGUUUAAUUUUGGGGUUUGUAUCCAAAGCAAAUCCUUGAAGGAGCCAGAUCCUGAGUUUUUUCUUGCCUAUCAGAGGUAUUGUGAGGCAGGUCUCAGGAGAAGGCAGUUGGAACAUUGCUCUGUAGGAGGGACAGAAGAGGAAUGAUUCAUACUCCUGCUUCGAGCAAGAAUAAGCAUGUUCCUCUGUGAGCAGUGCAAUGACAAAACAAGUUUCCUGUAGAUAUUUAUUUCACAUUACUAGGGACUUCCCAGAGCAAUAGUCUGUCUUGUCACUUCGGUUCUCUCCUCAAACCCUCCAUCCUAUUUGUGGCCCAGACACCUCCCACUGAUGUGCUGCGACCCUUGUAACAAUCCUCCGUUCCAUCCAGGAAGUGUCUGUUUCCUCCUUCCAGUCCCACAAACCCACACUGAUCCCACAGCUGUGCCCAGAUCUGUCAGGCACCAGGUAGGCAGGAGGUGGCAUUGCCAGCAGCAUGCCUGGAAAUACCCGUGUCUGGGGGGGGCCAUGGGGCAGCCCAAACUGCCUCCACCUGCUGUUGCACUGCUUUCUCCCUAAAACCCCAGGAGUGCAAAUCCAAGGAAACUUCUGCUCCCAUGAUGAACACGGCUUGAAUUUGCCAGGUGGUUCAAAAAUCAGUUGAGGGGAGUGGCAGAGGCAGGAUGAUGAUAUUGAUCAUGAUCUUCCUAAGAAAAUGUCCAAAAGCCAUCAGUGAGUUUUCUUUGUCUCCUAAACCGAACCUGAAAUGUUUUUUUCAUUCCAGAAAUCAGUCUGCACUAGGAAUGUGACUUUCACAUCCUUUCCAGGCAGCUGUGCUUUGCAGAGACAAAGGGUCACUGCAGCCCUGGCUGAGGGAUGCUUAAGGCUCCUUCAGCUCUGGCACACUUCAGACCCCGUUUGCAUUAUUUUUUCACUGACGCUGCAAUUCCAGCCUUGCUUUUUCUCCCGUUUCACAGCAGUUUGUACCUGUGUGCUGAUUCCCCUGUAAGGUUUAGAGGAAGUAUGGAAAAAAAUCCCAGUCAUCUUGAAUUCCUACCAGCUGGAUCCUGAUGUCCUCCCUGAGGCACAGUGCCACUGACCUGUGGUUGCCUGAAGAAUUAGGUAGAAGCUGGCUACAAAUGGGUUGCACACAGAAGUAUAUUGUGAAGAACUACUUCUACUACUACUUGUUCAAGUUUUCAGCUGCUUUGGGUGAAGAGGUUUUCUAUAUCACUUUCCUUCCAUUUAUGCACUGGAACAUUGAUCACUCUGUGUCUAGAAGAAUGACAAUUAUUUGGUGUAUUGUGAUGUACAUAGGCCAGGUCUCCAAGGACAUCCUGAAGUGGCCUCGGCCCCUCUCACCACCUGUCAUCAAGCUGGAAAUGAGGACGGUCGCAGAGUACGGGAUGCCUUCCACCCACGCCAUGGCAGCCACUGCCAUCUCCUUCUCCUUUUUCAGUGGCACCGUGAACCACUACAAGUAUCCAUUUGAACUAGGCCUGGCAGCAGCAUUUGUGUUCUCCACACUGGUGUGUCUCAGCAGGCUCUACACCGGGAUGCACACGGUGCUGGACGUGAUUGGUGGAGCGCUGAUUUCGGCCGUGCUGCUCGUGCUCUUGUAUCCCGCGUGGGACACAAUAGAUCACUUGCUAUUUACCAGUCCCUUCUCUCCACUGCUGUGCUUAGUUGUGCCUCUUGUCUUGUGUUACAACUACCCCAAACUAGACUAUUACAGCCCUACCAGGGGAGACACCACUAUAAUCUUAGGAGCGGGAGGUGGAGCAGCUGUGGGAUGUUGGUUAAAUAACCAGUGUGCCGCACCCGCCCACACCAGUGCAAAUUUUCAGCUUGGAUUUCCCCUGAUCACUAGUAAAGUGAUGCUGGUCAUGCUAGCCAGGUUCUUUGUAGGGAUGCUCGUCAUUCUACUGACUCGCUGGCUCAUGAAGAGUGUGGCCCUUGGCCUGCUGGGGUAUUGGUUCAAGUUUCCCAUUGGAGACCUGGAAGCCCAAAGACGGUUGGAAGUUGAAGUGCCGUAUAAAUUCAUAACGUACUCCUCAAUUGGCUUCAGUGCUACUGUGCUGGUGCCACUGCUGCACGAGCUGCUGGGACUGAUGUGAGUGCAGCACCUUCCUCAUAGAGCAAUGUGUGACCCCACUAUUUCAGAGAUGUGGUAAGUUGUCCUAGGCUGGUAACUUGACCAAAAAGUGUGUUGUGUGUUUCUGCACUGGCCUAAAAUACCCGCUUUGGAAGAGUCAUGGGAAUUGCUGUGCACAAAUAACUUAGAAAUCAUGGAACCCACCAUGUCCUGUAAUUAGAGACCCCUGGCUCAGACGGCUAAAGAUGACAAGCACAGAGUACAAAGCCAAAAUCCCUGCCAGAGCAGCAGCAGCGGCUGUUUUGCCAGGAGAAGGGGCCCGGGAAGGGCUCAUGUCUGGGGCACUCGGGAGUGAGGGGCUGGUGGGGUAGGGGAAGAAACGACCAGCUGAGGGAGCGCAGAGCUCUGCACCCUGCUGUCCCCUGGAGACCUGGGGCAAAGGGAGACUGGCUGAAGAUGGGAAGAUGAUGGGGAGCUGGAUGGAGGUGGGGGGUCUCCAAGGGCUGGCACCUUCCUGCUGUUGGGCUUCAGUGGGAGCAUCCUGCUGGCCAAGACAGCAGGUUUCUCCAGCAACCAGCGUUGGCAGAGAUUAGAUGGCCACACAUGGGUAUGGGUGUGUGUUUUCCUAAAGAAAUCUGAUGAUUGUUGUACUUAUUGCUUGUCAUUGGGUCUUCUGACAGCACAGCCAGACCUGGCUAGUUCUCUGUGUAUGGUUUUACCCACUGCAAUACUUAAAAAACAACCAACCAAAAAACCCACAAAAAACCCCCCCAAAAAAUAAAACAGAAAAAAGAAAAAUCCAACACAAAACACUUUAAGUGAUUUACAACAAAUUCAUCCUGAAUAGCAAUAAGAAAGCCUCCACUAAAAGAUCCUUUGCUUACAUACAGCUGAGCAAAGUUGUCAGCACAAUAUUGAGAUGUGAGUUCAACCUGUUUAACUGUAGUCUAGCUUCCUUGUCUAGGAGAUGGGACAAAGCCCUUCCUUCUAUUGUGCAGGGGCUUGGUGACAAGUAGUGUCCUUAAACCACAUUGUGGAAGGAGCUGAGUGGUGACUUGAGUGACUACAAUGUGUGGCAAUGACAAGAUGCCAUCAUUUUCUGGUGCUGCACAGCAUGACGGUUGGUCUUCCAUGCAUCUUGCAAUACCGUGCAUACACUUGUAGAAUAGCAGUGAGGAGUCUUCAUAGGAGGGCUGUUGCUACAACUCAGGCUGCUAUUUUAAAAAAAACCCUUAAGUGCUGCUGGACCAACGAGCUGUUGAGAAAACCAGUGGUGAAUGUGGUCUGCUUGUGUCCUGCUGGAAAGACAUAACAUGCUUUGAUUGCAGAGCUUCAAGCAUGGCCCCUGUGCCUUACCUGGCAGAAUGUGCAUAAAAGCACCAGCUUUUUUACUGUGUAUGCUUGUCUUCCUGGCUGCAGGAAAAAAAAUAAUCUGUAGAAUAUAAGGAAGUGCUUUACCCUUAGUUUGACAGCUUGGAUAAAUACAAUCAAGUUACAACAGCGUAGCUGGGAGUUUUGUCUGAGGAGCGGGAGGUGCGGCAAGGAAAGCUGCCUGAUUUCACAAGCAGGUUGGCAGCCUCCAGAAGAGAUGCAGGCAGGAGUUUUGACCAUUUUUAGAUUUGCCCAUGCUGUGGAUAAACUGCUUUAAAUCAGGCUGUGUGGACAUUACAUGUGCACACAAGCAGCUUCAAUGAGCCCUCUAGCAGGACACGUGCCUGCUCACACUUGGCCUGAGGUGAGUGCUGGGCUCAGGCCACCAAAGUCAUGGGGGCCCACCCUCUGUCUCCCUCCCUCCCACACCCCACAGAAGCGCUGCCAUCAGGCCUUAAAACACCUUUAAACCCCAUUAUUUUAAAGGUGCUUUAUGAUGCACAGCUGCCUGGCAGAGCUGGAGCUCUGUGGAGGUGCCAUGUCACACUGGAUGGGACCAAAAUUGGGAAGAAACCUGACAGCAAGCUGAGUAUUUAAAGCCAACUGGUCCCAAGACAGGCAAGGGGACAUUCAUGCAGUUUUGUGUGUAAAAUUUCUGUUCUGAAUCACAACUAUUUUGUGCUAUGAAAAUUUUAUAAAUUAUAAAUUCUUGGAUUUCUGAAGUAUGUGCACAGGUAUUUUUAUCUUUUAUGGCAUUCACCUGCAUGUGAUUCAUGCAAUACAUGUACUUGGUUCAAAUU